AGUGUGUCUCUGCAGUGUAGGAUGGUAUGCCUAAAGGGUGUCUCCCUUUGCUGUCGCUAGCUAAUCUUUCCUGUUCCAACCCACGACAUCAGUGAGUGACUGUGCGAGCACACGAAUGUGGGUGGGCGUCUUCUUUUAGUAACAGCCCUGCAUAUGCUCAAGUACCACAGAGGUGUGUUAGUAGCUUCCAUUCAUUUGACUUUUCUUUCACUCGCUUAUCCUAAUCUAAUCUCGAUUGCACACAUUUAUUUACCCCCUCAUCAGUCAUUUUCGGCCUUCUGUCAUUGUUUAAGUUUGUUUACUCAGAAGUUUUUUUUUCCAUGCCAACUUUUCCUCAACUGUGGAGAGAAGGUAGGAGGAGCCGUUUGGAGUAGUGUGCCUCUCUCUCGUUCUCUCCCUCUCUCUCACACACACACACACACACACAGACUCUCUCUCUCUCCUUCUGUCACUGCCGCUGCAUGCAUCAGACCGGAGUCUGUUCACUUCCAAGCAAGUCUGACUAAAGGGGGGAACAGUACUCUUUUGACUUAGUUUCUGGAUUCUUCACAACAUUUUCCUCAGAAAAACGUYCUCUGUUUCCUCACGCGCUCAAAGGCAACAAGAAGAGAGUGAAGAAGAAGCAAUAAGUGGACUUAUUCAUACUUUUUGUGAUUGGAUUGAAAAGCACGUGCAGACGGUUUUAGCCACUGGACCCUUUCAGAGACUGAGAAGUGAGGUCAUCCUGUAAUACAUCCUCCCUUGGCGGAGUGGCUCCAGCUUUGCUGUUAGUCAUACUUUGAAGAGACAAACACACACACACACACACAGAGCAACAAUGGUGGCCGGAAUGGUGAUGCCCUUGGUGGACUUGAGGGCCAUCUACGAGCUCCUGUUUCGCGAUGGUGUCAUGGUGGCCAAGAAAGACAAGCGGCCCCAGACCAAGCACCCAGAGAUCCCCAGCGUGGGAAACCUGCAGGUGAUCCGYGCCAUGGCCUCCCUCAAGUCMAGGGGCUACUUGAGGGAGACUUUCGCCUGGAGGCACUUCUAUUGGUACCUGACCAACGAGGGCAUUGUUUACCUGCGCGACUACCUCCGUCUGCCUGCUGAGAUCGUCCCCUCUUCCCUGCAAAGGGUUCACCGUCCAACAGCAACCUUGGCCAUUGCCCAAAAGGCAGCGCGUGGGGUCCAGUCAGUGGACGGCCCCACAUCUUAUGUCCCCAAACCUGGCAGGGAAGAGAGUCAGGAGGCGAUGGCUGAGCGCCAGGUCUACCGACACAGGAGGCUGGACGCAGCCGAGGAGGAAGGCCCCUCUGACAGGACGCCAAGGUUCAGAGGUCGCCCGAUGGCCACCGAGCCGGUCAGACCAAGAGCAUCAUGGGAAUCUGAGUCCCAGGCCCAGCCUCCCCUGUGGAAGGGGCGGGGCUUCCGCACUGAGGCUUCAAUGAUGGAGGAAAGCCAGGGGAAGAGGGCCUCCACGGUUACCUUCWCUCAGACCACUGAGGCUAGUAGCAGUAAAGCAGUGGYGUCCUCCCAGGAGAAGAUCAUCACUAAGGUUCGUGCAGAAAGGUCCCAGGUGGUUCCGGUUCAGAAAAAUUCUACUUCAACACAUGAAUCACAGGUCAGCAUCAAGUCGGUCUCCUCCAAAACAGCCCUCCCAUUAGCUGUUAYUGCAGUAGCUAGUGCUGCAGGAGCUGGGGCUGCAUUAGUGAAGGUCUCAGCUGAAUCCUCUUUCAAUAAAGCAGGUAUAGAGAAGCCCAAGAAAGCUGCAGCAGUUGAGGAGGCCCCCARAGUCUCUGCUGAACCUGUACCCAGUAAGCCAGCCAUCCCAGCACCCCUGCCCCCUACUAAAGAGAUUAAGGAGGAGAAAAAAACAGAAGUGAAGGUGAUUCCAGAACCCAAGAAAGCAUCAGAAAUGACUGUCCCCCGAGAGACCCCCAAACUCUCAGCCGAACCCACCGAAUCAUUCAAAGUUGAUAUCACUGAUCCCUUAUCAGGGGUCAGUGGCAGAGACAGUGUUGUCACUGAAAAGGUUAUUGAAAAG
Salvelinus sp. IW2-2015 is the source of this 2023-nucleotide messenger RNA. The record is from RefSeq and is a predicted model, not a curated record. NCBI's taxonomy places the organism in Eukaryota, Metazoa, Chordata, Actinopteri, Salmoniformes, Salmonidae.